GUGUUACAGAACGAACAUUUACUUCCCGGUUCAAGAGACAAGCAGCAGCAAAUAACUGUCUGAGGUCAUACUUUUGUCCAGCUGACUUGAAACGGGUGUUUAUAUAUCCGGACUGGAUUAACAGAGACUGUGACAGCUAUAUAGUCUGUGUAGCUGGCAAACUGUUGGUGUCAUCAUGCAAACGAGAUAACUACACGUUUUACAACCCUAUUCGUCUUAGCUGUGAAGAUAUUCCUUCUCCCACAAACAUGUGUGUUCAAAGGCUAAACACAGUUUUAAGUUCCUAA
Candidula unifasciata is the source of this 287-nucleotide messenger RNA. NCBI's taxonomy places the organism in Eukaryota, Metazoa, Mollusca, Gastropoda, Stylommatophora, Geomitridae. The record is from the annotation of a GenBank genome assembly.